AUGUCAGAUUUUUUAUUUAAUACAGGGAUUAUUUUCUUUAUUUUGGAUAAUUUUAUUAGCUUAAACACUUCUUAUUUCGAUAAAGGAUCUCAUGUAUAGGAUAGACAUACUAUAUUUCAAAAUUAUAUUAAAAAUAAAUUUAUUAAUGAUUUUGUUUCAAAUAUACCGGUUAUUAUAGAUUAUUUUAUAAUAUAAUUAAAUGGUUUUUGGAGUUAUAUAAUGAUUAUUUAAUAUUUAAAAUUAAAUAGAAUUUCUCUUAUUAUAAGAAAACUCGAAGAAAUCUUUCAUUUAACUCCUACUUAAUAAUAAUUAGUUUCUUUAGUUAAACUUUUAAUAACAGUGCUAUUUAUAGCUCAUAUUUUUGCAUGUAUAUGGAUUUUUAUAGCAGUUGAUGAAUGUGUUUAAUCAUGGAUUAUAAAAUAAUAAUAUGAAAAUAAAGUUUGGUAAGAAUAAUAUUUACUGGCAAUUUAUUUCUCAACUGUUACUAUGAUUACAGUUGGAUAUGGAGAUGUUUUGCCUACAAAUGCGAAAGAAUAUAUAUUGUGCAUUAUUACUAUGUUAAUCUCAUGUGGAGUCUUUGCUUAUGCAGUAAAUUAAAUUGGUAGUAUUUUUGAAUUAUUGGGUAGAUAAGAUAAAGAAUUAAAAGAAAAUAUGUACAGGAUUAGCAAUUAUAUGUAUAUUAAAAAAGUUUCUAAAGAAUUAUAAUACGAAGUAAGAUAAUACUUAUAAUAUUAUUGGAAAGAAGAAUAAAAUAGAGAUACAAAAUAAGAAGAAACUAUAAUUAAUUAAUUAAGUGAUAAAUUAAAAGAAUAAUUGGUAUUAGAAGCUAACAAUUUAGUAUUAAAAGAUUCAGUAAUAUUCAAGAAUAAUUUUAGUGAAAUAUUAAUAAAAAAAACUGUACCUUUAAUAAAUGAAAGUAGAAUAACACCUGAAGAAAUAAUAACAAUUGAAGGUUUUUUAGAUGAUUGCUGUAUUUUUUUCAUUGAAAAAGGAGAAAUAGAGGUAUAUAUAGAUUAAUAUAGCGAAGCAAAAAUGUAUACUUAAUAAAUAUAAAAAUUAAAAUCUGGAGAUGCAUUCGGAGUCGUUAGUUUUUUUACAGGAAACACUAGAAAAUUGUCUAUUAGAUCAUUAGAUUUCACAACUCUAUUAUCAAUAAAAAGAUAAGAUUUUUUAAAUUUAUUAAAAGAUUUUCCUGAAGAUUAUGAGCAAUUUGUCUUUAUAAAAGACUAAUUAUAACUAAACGGAAAUUUCAAAUAAAUAGGUACUAGAUGUUAUAGUUGUAGAGAUUUCAAACAUAUGUGCGAUAAUUGUCCUUUUAUUCAUUAUUCACCUAAGAAAUUUUUAUUAUUAAAAAGAAUAUUUAGAAACAUAUUUUAAAACAGGAAUAAUUUAUAUAAAAGAAAGCAUAGAUAUAAAAAAAACGCUAAAAAAUAUUUUUAUAUUAAUAAAUUUGAUAUAACUUUUAAUUAAUUACCAUCAAGUAUGACUAUUGAAGAAAAUGGAAAAAUUCCGUCUUUUAGAUCAUUUCCUUAAUCUAUAUUUUUAUUUUAGAAUAAAAUUUAAUGA
Ichthyophthirius multifiliis is the source of this 1566-nucleotide messenger RNA. RefSeq names its product cation channel family protein, putative. The transcript is spliced from 5 exons. The record is from RefSeq and is a predicted model, not a curated record. NCBI's taxonomy places the organism in Eukaryota, Ciliophora, Oligohymenophorea, Hymenostomatida. Gene Ontology annotation, molecular function: monoatomic ion channel activity. Gene Ontology annotation, cellular component: membrane. Gene Ontology annotation, biological process: transmembrane transport; monoatomic ion transport.